UUCGGCCGUAACACAGACACGUGUACACAGGGAAGCAGGAAGUGAAGCUGUUCAGUUGGUGUCUGUAAACAAACAGCACCAUGAUUGCAGGCGUCAGUCCUGUGCUUCAGGCCCUGCUGGGGACCCUGUUCACCUGGGGCCUCACCGCAGCUGGAGCUGCUCUCGUCUUCGUCUUCUCCAGCAGACAGAAGCGCGUCUUGGAUGGCAGUCUGGGAUUUGCUGCAGGGGUCAUGCUGGCGGCCUCCUAUUGGUCUCUGCUGGCUCCUGCUAUCGAGAUGGCCGAGGAGUCUGGGAAAUAUGGCGACUUUGCCUUCUUCCCUGUCGCUGUGGGUUUUGCGCUCGGGGCUCUGUUCGUUUAUAUCGCAGACCUGAUGAUGCCCGUUCUGGGUGUUGGGAUGGACCCUCAUGUGGCUCUGGCGCUGCCGUCUGAUGCCAAACUGACCAAAGAGAAGAAGAAGAGCUCGAUGGAGGAGGAGGAGGAGCUGUCUAUCAGGAUAGGUAGAGCAGGAGUUCACUCAGAUAAAAUCGAGAAUGGAGAGGUGUACCAGAGACGCAGGGGUCCCAACAGCGGCCACACGGAGGAGCAGGACGUGAGUCCUAAAGCACAGGAAGUCAGCGCUCAAACAGGAAGCAGCUGGAGGCGAGUCGUUCUGCUGAUCCUGGCCAUUACUAUACACAACAUUCCCGAGGGUUUAGCUGUUGGCGUGGGCUUUGGAGCGGUCGGUAAAACUCCCUCGGCUACGUUUGAAAGCGCCAGAAACCUGGCUAUUGGCAUUGGCAUUCAGAACUUUCCAGAAGGCCUUGCUGUGAGUCUCCCGUUGCGAGGUUCUGGGGUGUCCACAUGGCGAUCCUUUUGGUACGGGCAGCUGAGUGGGAUGGUGGAGCCUCUGGCGGGGUUGCUAGGGGCCGUUGCCGUGGUGCUGGCGGAGCCGUUGCUACCGUACGCUCUGGCCGUCGCUGCAGGAGCCAUGGUGUAUGUGGUGGUGGAUGACAUCAUUCCUGAAGCCCAAGUCAGCGGGAAUGGAAAACUGGCCUCAUGGGCGUCCAUUCUGGGCUUCAUCGUGAUGAUGUCACUGGACGUGGGGCUUGGCUGAGCCUUUUCAUUGGACGAAUCUUCGAAUGUCAGCUGAUUGCACUGAAAAAAGUGACCAAAGCAGCCUUUCUUCUCGGUGUAUAGGUUUAUUGAUCAAUGGAAUAUUUUUCUACUUAAUGUAUUUUAUGUCUUUUUUUUUUGUUAUUUUAUUUGUUUUAUAUGGAAGCCUGU
This is a messenger RNA of Sinocyclocheilus anshuiensis, 1264 nucleotides long. RefSeq names its product solute carrier family 39, member 11 (gene slc39a11). Gene Ontology annotation, biological process: zinc ion transmembrane transport. Gene Ontology annotation, cellular component: membrane. NCBI's taxonomy places the organism in Eukaryota, Metazoa, Chordata, Actinopteri, Cypriniformes, Cyprinidae. The record is from RefSeq and is a predicted model, not a curated record. The transcript is spliced from 10 exons. Gene Ontology annotation, molecular function: zinc ion transmembrane transporter activity. Bases 81 to 1094 code for a protein of 337 amino acids.